This is a messenger RNA of Hyaena hyaena (striped hyena), 1767 nucleotides long. It is a transcript of the gene MOK, whose product is annotated as MOK protein kinase. The transcript is spliced from 12 exons. Bases 69 to 1319 code for a protein of 416 amino acids. The record is from RefSeq and is a predicted model, not a curated record. Gene Ontology annotation, cellular component: cytoplasm; nucleus. Gene Ontology annotation, molecular function: ATP binding; protein serine/threonine kinase activity. Gene Ontology annotation, biological process: protein phosphorylation; intracellular signal transduction. Lineage: Eukaryota; Metazoa; Chordata; Mammalia; Carnivora; Hyaenidae.
GUCCCUUUCUGCCCCUUUCUUCUCCGCCUGGUGUCGGCGAGCGCGUGUCGUCGGCUUCCGCAGCCAGGAUGAAGAACUAUAAAGCGAUUGGCAAAAUAGGAGAGGGAACGUUUUCUGAAGUUAUGAAGAUGCAGAGCCUGAGAGACGGAAGCUACUACGCUUGUAAGCAAAUGAAACAGCACUUUGAGAGUAUCGAGCAAGUGAACAAUCUACGGGAGAUACAAGCACUGAGACGCCUGAAUCCACACCCGAACAUCCUUACGCUGCACGAGGUGGUUUUUGACAGAAAAUCUGGUUCUCUUGCACUAAUAUGUGAACUUAUGGACAUGAAUAUUUAUGAGCUAAUACGAGGGAGAAGACACCCGUUACCGGAGAAGAAAAUUAUGCGCUAUAUGUACCAGUUAUGUAAAUCCCUGGAUCACAUGCACAGAAAUGGAAUAUUUCACAGAGAUAUAAAACCAGAAAACAUAUUAAUAAAGCAGGACGUCCUGAAAUUAGGGGACUUUGGGUCCUGCCGGAGCGUCUACUCCAAGCAACCGUACACAGAGUACAUCUCCACCCGCUGGUACCGCGCCCCCGAGUGUCUCCUCACCGACGGGUUCUACACCUACAAGAUGGACCUGUGGAGCGCCGGCUGCGUGUUCUACGAGAUCGCCAGUCUGCAGCCCCUCUUCCCCGGAGCCAACGAGCUGGACCAGAUCUCAAAAAUCCACGACAUCAUCGGCACGCCUGCUGAGAAGACCCUCACCAAGUUCAAACAGUCGAGAGCUAUGAGUUUUGAUUUUCCUUUUAAAAAGGGAUCAGGAAUACCUCUCCUGACAGCCACUCUGUCCUCGAAAUGCCUCUCCCUCCUGCACUCAAUGGUGGCCUACGACCCCGACGACAGAAUCACCGCCCACCAGGCCCUGCAGCACCCCUCCUUCCAGGACCAGAGGGCAGCUGAGAAGCAGGCCCUGGGCAGCCACAGGAAGGCUGUCUUUCCAGAAUGCGCCGUGGCUCCAGACCUGCUCAGUAACGCCUGGCAGGUUUCAAAGGAGGGCAGGAAACAGAAACAGUCCCUAAAGCGAGAGGAGGGCCUUCCGGCGCGACGAGGAGCGGCCUGCCUGACCGAACUGCCCAAACUGAAGCUCUCGGGAGGGACGUACUCCAGCCCCGCGCUGCACUCCGUGCUCGGACCGGGAGCGAACAGGAGAGGCCCGGUGCUGAGGCCCCUGAAGCGUGUCGGCGCCAGCCGGAAGGCAGACCCGCAGAAGGACGCGAAGCCUAACGUGAAACACUGUCGUCUGCCCGCCAUAGAACGGAGAGGAGGAGGGUGCUGAGCAGCGCGUGCCGGUCACCUGCUUGGGGCGCGGGAGCGCGUGCGGCUGGGCCCCGCCGGGACCACCUCUGCGCCUCGGAUGGAGGCCUCCGGGGAGAGCCCCGACCUCCGCCCGGGGCCUGGCGCCCGGAGAGCAGUGCCCGCGGCCCCCCGCCUGCCGGGACCUGCAUCCAGAGAGCGGCUGUGCUGUGUCCCAGCCGAACACGUUGUAAAACCACCUCUUUCGGAGGUUUUAUUUCAUUUUUGUAACGUAAGAAUUGGGGGUAGAGAAUAUUUUGUAAUUUUUUACCUGAAUCCAAAGAGAAAUCAGAAUUUAUAUUGUGUGUUUAGGCUUGGCGUCACCGCAGGCCCUGUGCUGUGCCCCCUUUAGGGCAUCACCGAUGGCCUACGUUACAGCGCACAGGCUGUGCCGUCGGAGCUUUAUUAAAGAAUGAGUUAUCGUUACAAUA